AUGUCGGCGCUCAAGAGAAAACGUGGAGGAAAGGGUCCAGGUGGAAAAGCAAAGAAAGUUAAAUUAGUAGAAAAUGGAAAUAAACCUCAAACUACAGAGACGAAACAGAACAAGGAAAUCAGCGUCCCAGCACCCGUGUCAAUGGUAAGUGCGCGUCAAACAUGAAAUUGCUAGCCAGUUAACGUAAGCUAAGCUAACUGUUCGUUGGCUUGUAAAGUUAGCUAGCAAACGUUAGUGAUUUGUCUGUCUUGUAGAAAAACAGCGACAAAACAACAUGGACUGUAACGUUACAUGACUGUAGCUAUCAUCUAUGAAACAAUGUGUUGUUUAAAUUGAUUUGUCUUCCAGGGUAAGUGGAGAAACAAAGAGCGAGUUCUUGUGUUCUCUUCGAGAGGCAUCAACUUCAGAACACGGCACUUGAUGCAGGACCUCAGGACGAUGAUGCCACACACGAAAGCAGGUUUGUUCCUGAACCAAUAUGUGGGCAGACAACUGUAGACCUCUCUGCAAGCAUAAUAUCAAAAUACGUUAAUUACUCAUCAAAUAUGUAGUUUCGCUGAGCAGCUAACAAAAUGUACUCCUGUCACGCACGGUAUGUAUACUGAACAAAAAUAUAAACACAACAUGCAACAAUUUCAACGAUUUUACUGAGUUAGAGUUCAUAUGAGGAAAUCAGUCAAUUAAAAUAAAUUCAUUAAGCCCUAAUCUAUGGAUUUCACAUGACUGGGAAGGGGCGCAGCCAUGGGUGGGCCUGGGAAGGUAUAGGCCCUUCCACUUGGGAGCCAGGCCCACCCACUAGGGAGCCAGGCACAACCAAUCAGAAUUAGUUUUUUUCCCCCACAAAAGGGCUUUAUUAUAGACCGAAAUAAUCCUCAGUUUCAUCAGCUGUCCGGGUGGCUGGUCUCAGAAGAUCCUGCAGGUGAAGAAGCCAGAAGUGGCGGUCCAGGGCUGGCGUGGUUACACGUGGUCUGCGGUUGUGGGGCCGGUUGGACAUACUGCCAAAUUCUCUAAAACGAAGUUGGAGGCGGCUUAUGGUACAGAAAGGACCGUUCAGUUCUAUGUUGGACAUUCCUGCAGUCACAUUUGAGAGAAAUAAGCCUGUUGUGCGUAUGGAAAAUGUAUUUUAUUUCAGGUCAUGAAACAUAGGACCAACACUUUACAUGUUGUUUUUAAUAUUUUUAAUGUUCAGUAUACUUCCAAAAAAGGUUUAAAUAAAAAUGUAUUGUUUUUGACCAAGUGGCCAUGUGUUUUUGACCACCUCUUUGGAAAGAUCACUGUAAAAACAGACUAUAUUGUCUACUUACAUGAAAUAUUAUUGCCUUGUGUGUAGUACGGGUUUGGGUAUGACGUUCAUACACUGUUGGAGGUGAUAAAAUCAAUGAUCUUUCGGGACACUGUACUGCUGCUGGAUCAGCUGACCUUAGCCCAAGAUGUACUCUUAAGGAGCCUAUGGUUACUCAUUAAGGUCCAAGGAACUUUAUAUAAUUUCUUCAGAGGUAGACUGGCUCUGGCAGCCAAAUAAUCUGUCUAAACAUGAUUCGUUUCAAAAUUGCAAUAUGGUUCUAGAAACAUAAAGGCAUUUACUUUCAUAUCGCAUCGAAAUAAUUUCACAAAUGCGAAAUAUACACAGUUGCGCAGCUUUAUCACAGUUGCAGUCAAUAAUAUUUCUGACGAUCUUCAAUUACAGACAGGUUUUCGGAGCAUGCUAGAUAGCUAAAUUAGCACGGGUGGUCCCUCUGUCUUCCGUCUGUCUUCUGUAAACACGUGCUGUAACAUGGAGAUGUGGCCGUGUGGGAACACUAACCCUAUAAAGGUGUGUAUCAACGUAACCUUUUUGUCUUUUGAAAAGUAUUCAUUGCUAAUAUGAACAAUACGGUCCUUAUGCUUCCUAAACCGCAGGCGAUGCUUGUUAAUGUUCAGACUGAGCGUCGGGGCGCUUAACGAAACUCCCCCGUACAGAAGACCCUUUCGUCCAAUGACUUCUGUGUUUUGUAAUGGAACUGAGUCGUGAUCAAGGGCUAAGCCGACCUGUGCGUGAAAGGAAUGAGUGAUUUCUAUUGGAGGUGCCGACGAGGUGGAUUUGGUCAAAAACUAUAUUAUUUCCAGACAAAUGUUUUCAGUUGCUUGUAAAAAUAUAUAUAUAUUAAGACCUUUUGCAUGAUAACAGUAAAUGACGAUAGUUGCUCAGCCAAACUCCAUAUUUUGUGAUUAACGAACGUAUUUUGACAUAAUGCUUGCAGAGCUGUCUAAUGGGAAAAUGAAUGGUAGCUAACUGGGCUAACUGAGACUACUUUUAUAUAUUAAUCUCCUCAUCCCAGACACUGGUUCAGUUUGUUCUGCCCAGAUAUUGGUUCAGUUUGUUCUGCCCAGAUACUGGUUCAGUUUGUUCCCUUUUUACAUGUUUUUUUAAAUGUUUUUUUUUUUGUGGUUUGGUGAAAUUGAUCAAUGUAUGUAGUUAGGUAUAACCCUGGAGACUUGAUCUUACUCUUGCAGACACAAAAAUGGACAGAAAGGACAAACUCUUCGUCAUUAACGAGGUGUGUGAAAUCAAGAACUGCAACAAAUGCAUAUUCUUUGAAGCAAAGAAGAAGCAGGAUCUGUACAUGUGGUGAGUGUCAAGUUAACAGCGGCCAAUCACACACAAGCAUUCUAUUCCUGUCCCCCUGACAUGGCUUCCUGUCACUUGACAAUGUAAUGAUUUAAGUCACUUUCUUUUGUAUAGGGUUGCAAAUGUUCCCCACGGGCCAUCUGCAAAGUUCUUGGUUCAGAAUGGUGAGUGUCAUUGCCUGAGUUUUGUGUGAAAUGACAUGAAUAGACUACAUUUAGCAUUUUGUCUCAAUCAAGUAACAGUGGUAACACAGCUGGUGGUCCAGCGUUGGGCUAGUAACCGAAAUACCUGAGCUGACUAGAUGAAAAAUCUCUGCCCUUGAGCAAGGCACUUAACCCUAAUUGCUCUGGAUAAGAGCGUCUGCUAAAUGACUAAAAUGGAAUAGAAUAAUGAUUGAUGCUCUCUGAAAGUCUGUGGUCAUUUCUCCCUUUUUUUACUCCUCCUGUAGUCCACACGCUCGCCGAACUCAAAAUGACAGGGAACUGUCUGAAGGGAUCCAGACCACUGCUGUCGUUUGAUCCUGUGAGUAUUGCCGUUUCGGUCAACAGCAACAUGAUUCCCAGACACAGAUUAUGCCUAGUCCUGGAAUAAAAUGCUCUGAGAAUAUCCUAAUCUGAGUCUGAUACUCUUGAAACUAACUUCACAUGGGCCUCACCAUCAAGAUGUAUGGGAAUACUAUUUCAUGAACUGGUAUUCUCAACCCAACAGCAAUUUGACAAGGAGCCCCAUUAUGCACUGCUGAAGGAGCUCUUUAUCCAGGUUAGUUUCGUUAUCAUUACUGCAAAAAAAUAUCUAAUACAAUUAUCAUUAUUAGUUGUUUUGCUUUUCUUGUGAUGUUGUGAUCAGUUCAGAAGCGAGUUCUUGCGUUGUUGUUUUUGUAGACAUUUUCGACUCCCCAGUACCACCCCAGGAGCCAGCCCUUUGUGGACCACGUCUUCACGUUCACCGUGACAGACAACAGGAUAUGGUUCAGAAACUAUCAGGUGAGUUUCACUAACUUUCUCCCCUUUCCAUUAUACAGUAUGUGGUCAACUUAUGUGUAAUAUAAUAUUCUCUGAUCAUUUCUAACGGCCCUUUUUAUUAACACAUUCCCUGAUUUUGAUUUAGAAGUAAUGUUCCUGAAUGGCCAAAGUUAUUAGCACAACAUAUGUUUUGAUUUAUUUCUGUGUCCCACAGAUCAUUGAGGAAGAUGCAUCGAUGGUAGAAAUUGGACCUCGCUUCGUCCUGAACCUCAUCAAAAUAUUCCAGGGGAGCUUCGGCGGCCCCACUCUCUUCGAGAACCCACACUUCGAGUCUCCGAACACGGUAAUAUUUCAUGUGAAUCCUAGUGGACUCCCCUCCCGACAUCACCGGUAGAUUUAACCUUUAUCUUCAGUAGGUAAAGCCAUAGUUCAUUGUUAUCUGUCUCCCUCUCCGCAUAGCACCGGUGACUGAUCACUUAUUGAGACAAUGUACUGUUGGUGAUGGGGCGGUCAUGAAUUAUGGUUAAUGUUUCUAGAUCAGAUUGGUUCAUUGUUGUUCUGUCUCCCCUCCCCACAGCACCGGGCAUCUGAUGACUUAUAUUGAGACUGGGACAAUGAUUAGUCAUGGUCUUUCUUGAGUCAUUCAUUGUUGUCUCUAUCUCCCCACAGCACCGGCGUCUGAUCCGCAUGGCCACCGCCUCCAAGCUGAGAGAGAAACAGAUGGUCAAGGAGCUCCAGAAGCUGAAGAGGACGGAGAACAAGGAGGAGGUGACCAGGGACGUGACAGACGACGUGUUUGCCACGCCAGCUGAGGAGAGGCCAGUCCACAUUGAGCUGGAGGCUCCCGCAGCUAAAGUAGUGAAGAAGAACAAACACAAGGCUUUCAAACGACAGAGGAUGCAGAAGCGUUAG
Molecule: messenger RNA, 4482 nt
Organism: Coregonus sp. 'balchen'
Lineage: Eukaryota; Metazoa; Chordata; Actinopteri; Salmoniformes; Salmonidae
Source: the annotation of a GenBank genome assembly